Molecule: messenger RNA, 1041 nt
Organism: Tetrahymena thermophila SB210
Lineage: Eukaryota; Ciliophora; Oligohymenophorea; Hymenostomatida; Tetrahymenidae
Product: C3HC4 type (RING finger) zinc finger protein
Exons: 7
Source: RefSeq, a predicted model, not a curated record
AUGCAACAAUUAUUUUAAAACUAAGAAAUGCAAAAGAUAAAAUAAGCAUUGAUUAAUGCUUUUGAUAUAAAUGAAUAAAAGAAAUACAUCUCCAAAAAGUAGUUAUUAAGACGUUAUUUGUAAAGUAGAAGAGAAUAGAAGCCAUUAUCAUAAUCUAUUAAAAUAAAGAAAAAUGAAAAAAUAGAUUUAAUUAAAAAUUAUGAAAAUAGGAUAAAAAUUACAAAAGAAAAGAGCAUUAUUGACUAAGACCAGUAAAAGCUUUUAGAGUGUCCUAUUUGUAUGGAUUAUUUAGUAAGCCCAGUUCAGACAUAAUGUGGGCAUACAUAUUGCGAAAUUUGUUUAACAGAAGCAUUGCUCAAAUAAAAUAUAUGUCCUAUGUGUAAAAAGGUUGUUCCUAAUUUUAAUUUUGUUAUUGAUACUCUGCUAGAUGGAUUAGUAAAAUAAUAUGUAGAAAGUUAUAAUGACGAUAACAAAGAAAAAUAUAUUCAAAGACGUAAAAAAUAUUUUGCAUGGAAUAAAAAAAGAAGACCUUAAAAAUUCGAAGAAGGUAUGAAAUUAGAUAUUAGAGACUUAGAUAAUAUUUGGUGUGAAGCUGUUGUUAAAAAGAUUGAAAGAGCACUAAAUAAAGAAGAAUUUAUUUUCAUUCAUUAUAUUGGAUGGAAUAAUAUUUAUGAUGAAAUGCUUCCAUCAAACUCAAAUAGAAUAUCCUCAUCAGGAUUCUUCACUUAGAGAAAAGAUAUCCCACAAUAUCGUCUAAAUAGUUAAAAUAAUCAGAAUCCAGAUGAUCCAAAUAAUGCUGGAGCUAUGUAAGGUGUUGUAUUGCUUGGAAGUGAAGGCUAAGCCAAUCUUGAAGGAAAUAUUGACGAUGAUGAAUUAAUGGAAAUAGAUGAAGAAGAAUUUUAAUAGUAAUAAUAAUAACAAUAAAACAAUACAAAUAAUUCAAACUCUUCAAAUUAAAAUUCUAAAAUAGACGCUUUAAAGAUUUUUCAAACUAUUUUCAAAGUAGAUUUAAAAGAUUUGCUUUCAUAAGAAAAAAAAUGA